CAUCCACGAGCCAGCCACUCACUCACUUCCUGUUUACGUCUCCACAAAUGACGUCACGCGGAUAACAUUCAACGAAGAGUUUCAGUACUGAAACAACAGAUAACUUAAGCAACAACUGUACCGUUCUCUUGUGACGGCUGGAUUCAAAUAGCCUGUUUGUUACCUACGUACCGGAGCACCGCAGAGAGCAGACGACCAGUGGUUUCACCUGUGCUACUCAUAUUUUAGGAGCGAAGAAAGCUAGCCGGGCUGUUAAGUUAAGCUAACGUUAAGUAGGUAGCUGGUAGCUAGCUAGCGAGUUAGCAACAGAAACUCAACAGCACUUCAUCAUUUCACUGAGUGCUCAACGUCUGUCAGUAUGGAGAAUAAAUAUAACCUUAAGAGUCCAGCGGUAAAGAGGCUGAUGAAAGAGGCUGCUGAGCUGAGGGAUCCCACAGAGCACUACCAUGCCCAGCCACUGGAAGACAACCUCUUUGAAUGGCACUUCUCCGUACGUGGGCCUCCAGAUUCAGAUUUUGAUGGUGGGGUUUAUCAUGGCAGGAUUGUACUUCCCCCAGAGUACCCCAUGAAGCCCCCUAGCAUCAUCCUCCUCACACCAAAUGGAAGAUUUGAAGUUGGGAAGAAGAUUUGUCUGAGCAUCUCUGGCCACCAUCCAGAGACCUGGCAGCCCUCUUGGAGCAUCCGAACUGCCCUAAUAGCUAUAAUCGGAUUCAUGCCAACAAAAGGAGAGGGAGCAAUAGGAUCUCUUGAUUAUACCCCAGAGGAGAGGAGGGCUCUUGCCAAAAAGUCCCAGGACUUCUGCUGUGAGGCGUGUGGCUGCUCCAUGCGCUCUGCCCUCCUGGCUCUGACCCCCAACAGCCACCCCAGUGCUGAGGACUACAAAACCAAAGAACUGGCUCAGCAAAUCAACUUUAAGGCAGAGUCCAGUUUAUCCAGACAGGCAAGUGAGAGUGGAGGUGCAGAAAACCAACCCUCCACACUCACCCAGGAAGACACCUCCACAUCUGCCAGCCAGGAAGCUGCUGAUGGACCCCAGGCUGAACAGGCAGAGCAGUCUCCAGCCACAGAAGCGGAGAGAUCCCCACCCCACACGACCCCCAGCACCGGUCGCCCUCUCAGUCCCCGGCAGCGUCGCAGCCAGCAGCGCAGCCACCAGGCUCAGAGAGACGGCAGAGAUCCAGGCAGCAGGCCAGCCUUCCCCCCGGCCCCCCGGCAGCCUCAGGAGGAAAGCCACGCAGGAUCGGCCGUCCUCAUCGUGGUGCUCACACUGGCCCUGGCUGCACUCAUCUUCCGCAGGAUCUACCUGGCUCACGAGUACAAGUUUGACUACGAGCUGUGAGCACAAACUAGGCCGGCCCCACCCUCCUCACCCCCGAGUCAGACCCUCCUGCCUCCACCCCAAACAAGCUCUGACCAGCUGCAGUGGAAGCAGAGCUGAGGCAGUGGCUGACACACACUUGGCAUCCUGCUCAUCAGCAGAGGGUGUGAUCUCCACAGAGGAGGAACUUUGAUUCCUGCAGGGGAGGCAUUCUACUCACAACAACACCUCCAUGGUGUCUUUUAAUUAAUGUGAAUUUUACUCUCCACAGUCAUACAUUUUUAAGAAUGGGAAGCUUUGUUGUUUGUGAUCAGCUCAGCAGCCACAUACACCACCAAUGUCCCUUCCAUCUAACUGUUAUCUGCCAAUUAUUCCCAUUAUUUAAUUCAGAUUGUAAUAUGAUAUGUCAACAAUAUGGAACUAAAGGUUACUUAAUCACUGAAGCAUCUGCAGAGAGUGUAUGUGCAAUGAGUUUUUCUUCUUUAUGUGCUUUAACUUCUUGUUAGUUAUAGGCCUCUGUUUUAACAGUGAAACAACCAGUGCAGAGCGACAGGCCUCCAGCUGUCGUGGUUCAUAUGGAUGUAGUUGCUGUGGUAUUUGUAUCUCAUGAUGAUAAUGGUCACAUCACACUGUGCUUGAUGUGAUAUCACAGCGCUGUGCAUUUUAAGAAUAAAGCAUGAAAUUCUACUUUUGUUUACUGGAAACAAAAGGCAGGGAGGCCUGGUGAUCUGAUGUCUCCUUCACAACAUUACAACUCUGUAAUUCUGUGACCGUUGUAAUGUGUGACUGCAGGGAUGUUAUCACGCUUCCUACAUGUGAGUAGUGGAGCCUCCCUCUGGGUCACAGUUUCUGACACUGGCCAUCAGAAAAUGUGACCCUGUUGUACCUGGAAAGAGAAAGACUUGAACCCAGAUGUUAGAGUAUAAGUGACCACAGCAUGACUCUGGCCAUGAGAAUAUGUGACCCUGUUGCACCUGGAAUGAAACAGAAAUAUGCAACAUUCAGAUAUUUUCUGGUGUUUGUCCCUUCUCUUGUAAACUUGUAAAAGCAUCUUUCCAACAGCACCUCCUGCAGUCCCACAUUAGGGGGAACACCACUGUUUUUACACAUCAAAGUGUGUCUCCAGCUGUUGAGGAGAACUACUGCAAAUGUGGAGAAGUAAUAAAGAGGUCCAGAGGGAGCUGUGUGGAGUCACAUGUACGGGCCAGGGUUGAAGACAAGUUUGAAAAUGUGUGUUAGAGCUACAUUAGCCACUAACACACCUGAAUCGCUGUCCACACUGUUGGUGGCAAUGUUGCAUUGUGGGUAAUGCAGGUGGCAAGUUUUGACAAGAAGGUAGAGAAAAAGGACAGUCGCUGUGUUUCAAAUUUGAUACUUCAGUUAGUACACUUCCAUGUAGAACACUGUGUGCUCAGUGUACUCAGUAUAUCGGCUGCUUCGCUCACUUAACUUAAAAAAAAAACAAACAUCUGAGUCUCUCAUGUGUUCCUCCUGUUUAAUGCCACAUCUGCGCCAACAACAUAUCCUCCUUCCCCGGCCGCCAUUUUCACAGGUUUGAAAAUACGUCGGUGGUCCCUCCCCUUCUGUAGCCAAGAUGGCAACGGUUGAGAGUGAGAAGAGUUCAUUGUUUCAUUCUCAAGUUUUUGACAGUUUUGUGUCUCCAUCCUGGUUCUUAUAGGUCACUGUAUGACACUGAAUAUCUCCGGUUCUGCUGCAUCCAUUUUCAUCCCCUUUUUUUUCUAACCUAUCCCUGGUGUGUAAGACCUGCUAUAAUUACAUUACACUUUCAUUUUUCAUUUUUCAUCUUUAUUUCAAAGUCUAAGUAUUCUUGUAUAAUUGCUGGAAAUCUGCAUUGCAUUGGUUUGCUUUUUUAAAUGAAACUCCCACUUGUGCUGGCCAUGAUGAUUCCAAAAGCAGAGGGAGAAUUUCAAGGUAAGGAGAGUAAUAUGUAGUGUAUUAAUCCCCAUCAGUCCUGUGAGGUCACCUGUUACCUGAAGUUGUUUUUACUCUUCAGAUCAUAUUAGGGAUUAUCUGCACUAGUAAACAUGAGUGAGGUUCAGUUCAGGUUUCACUCCUCCUUUCACACCUACAACAGGUUUUUUUGUUUUGUUUUGUUUUUUCAUUUGGAUCAGAGUCAGUUUUCUGUGGACACUGUAAUUCCAUUCAUUUGUAUGUUCGUCACUGCCUCUCUCCCUGUCUCCCCUUCUGUUUCAUAAUAUUCACACCACCUCCCCAUGUAUUCAUCUCAUCUGAGGCUGCAUGCUAACAGUCAUGUUUCCCCUGCUUUUAUAAAUAGACCCAAACACUGUCUAAUGUUUACCCUCUUUGAUAUACUCUGAGUUGGGGUUUAUUACUCUGAUGAGACUCAGAGGAACUGGGAAGCAAUUUCAAUUCAUUCUGAUGGCUCUGUGACAUGUACAGCAACUCAGCAGCAUAUAGACAGCCAGGGCUGCUCAUAGCAGUCUUACCUGUUGAGUGGAACAAAUCUAUCUCAGUAGUUUUUUUUCUCUCAUUUGAGUAACAUCUUAUGCCUGCAUGUGUCCAGGUUUUACUUGAAGGCAGCAGAGCUUCUCUAUGAAUAUUCAUGUUGUCCGUAUCUGCCUCUUCAGUUUGUGCCCAGGGCUGGUAUACUGGCAUAUAAACAGAAAAUAAAUGCCUUGAAAGAAAGACCAUA
Molecule: messenger RNA, 3992 nt
Organism: Lates calcarifer (barramundi perch)
Lineage: Eukaryota; Metazoa; Chordata; Actinopteri; Centropomidae
Gene: ube2j1
Product: ubiquitin-conjugating enzyme E2, J1
Exons: 8
Coding region: 359-1339 (326 amino acids)
Source: RefSeq, a predicted model, not a curated record